This is a messenger RNA of Ramularia collo-cygni, 1752 nucleotides long. RefSeq lists its product as uncharacterized. The transcript is spliced from 4 exons. NCBI's taxonomy places the organism in Eukaryota, Fungi, Ascomycota, Dothideomycetes, Mycosphaerellales, Mycosphaerellaceae. Gene Ontology annotation, molecular function: mRNA binding. Gene Ontology annotation, cellular component: P-body. The coding region runs from base 1 to 1752 and encodes 583 amino acids. The record is from RefSeq and is a predicted model, not a curated record. Gene Ontology annotation, biological process: P-body assembly; cytoplasmic stress granule assembly.
AUGAGCGAGUACAUCGGCAGUCGCAUAUCGCUUGUCAGCAAAAGCGAGAUUCGAUACGAGGGCACUCUCGUCAAAAUCGACAGCGAAACCGCGACAGUCUCCCUGCAAGAAGUGCAAUGCCACGGCACCGAGGGCCGCAAGAACAACCCCAAUGAGGAAAUCCCAGGAUCCGACUCUGUCUACGAUGGCAUUGUCUUUCGCGGCAGCGAUGUCAAGGACCUGACCAUUGUCGCGCCACCCAAGGAGAACCGCCCGCCGCAGCAGCAGAUGCCCAAUGAUCCAGCGAUCCUGUCARUACUACAGCUCGCUAACUUGCACCUCAGCAACCCGAACCCGUCGCACCACCCCACACGCAACAACAGCAUCCAUCGCAGCAGCAGAAUCAGUUCCGAGGGCCACAACCACCCUAUCCCCAGCAGCAACAGCAGUAUGGAUACCCAGGACCGCCGCCAAAUCAGUUCCAGCAACAUCCCAGGUUUCAAGGUCCGGGUGGUGCACAUGGCUUUCCUGGACAACCAGGUGCAGUGCCAGGUUAUGGGAUGGGAUACGGUCCACCACAGCCGCCACCAGGAUAUGCAGCCCAUCGGUCCUCCUGGCCAGCAGAUGGGUCCACCUCCCAAUGGUCAGCAACAGAGACCACCGCAGCAAACGCCAAGCCAGCAACGGCAAGCCCCGAUCGGUAGCAAGCAAAACACGCCGCAGCCAGCGAGCUCGCAAGCUCCCCCACCUGACGCUCCCGCGCCUGCUGAGAUGUCCGAAUUGUCUACUACUCCUGCACCAUCGUCUGGAAAGACCCCCGCUGGCCCUCCACCGCCGAUCGAGUCGAAGCCACCAGCCGCCGCUGCAAAUGCUCCGUCCAAGGCGAACCAAGCYCCUCCGCCCGCCGUUCCAAAGCCCGCCAACAAGACUAGCAAUCGAGUAGCCGUGCCUUUGGCGAUGGGCAGUCCAGCUGCCAGACAGCAACCAAAGCCUGCUGCUCCUGCCCAAACUCCUCCGGUUGCGGCACAGGCACCGCAACCGCAGCCGCCUCAGACGAAGGCAUCGGCUACUGAUGCUGCGACUGCUGCAGUGGCAGCUGCAAUGGCCAAGCUCGGUGCAACGAACCGUCCAAGCGGUGGCGUGGAGAACCUCACUCAGAAGGUGUCUCAAAUGAGAGUCGAUGAMGCGCAGUUCAGAGGACGAGGACGUGGCCGAGGUGGUCCAGGGCCGCGUGGAGGUAGACACGAAGGCGGACAGAAGAAUGUUGAGGUUCCGAAAGAGGAUUACGAUUUCGAGACGGCGAACGCCAAAUUCAACAAGAGGGAACUCGCGAAGGAGGCGAUUGCUUCGGGCAGUCCGUUGGGAAGUCCUACUAAUGAUGCAUUCCCAUCCAGUGCCAACGGGCAUGGGGGUGAUGAAGAUGUCGUGAUCCCACCAAAACCUUCAAACGAGAAGGGCUAUGACAAGAAGUCAUCCUUCUUCGACAACAUCAGCAGCGACCUCAAGGAUCGUACCGAGCAACAACAGACCAGUGAAUUUGUUGAUGGAAGGGCCAUGCGACGAGACGAAAGAAACAGAAACAUGGAGACUUUUGGCCAGGGGAGCGUCGAUGGCGGAUUCCGUGGCAGAGGUCGCGGACGCGGCCGUGGAUUUGGGGGACGCGGUCGGGGCUACCAUGGUGGUGGACGUGGAGGGGUUGAGGGGGGUGAUCGUGGCGGCUUCAGGGGUCGUGGUGGUAGAAAUCAGGGCGGCGAAGCUUUUGCCGCUGUUUGA